Eupeodes corollae is the source of this 3081-nucleotide messenger RNA. RefSeq names its product mitochondrial carrier protein Rim2 (gene Rim2). Gene Ontology annotation, biological process: mitochondrial transport; pyrimidine nucleotide import into mitochondrion. The record is from RefSeq and is a predicted model, not a curated record. Gene Ontology annotation, molecular function: pyrimidine nucleotide transmembrane transporter activity. Bases 955 to 2070 code for a protein of 371 amino acids. The transcript is spliced from 8 exons. Lineage: Eukaryota; Metazoa; Arthropoda; Insecta; Diptera; Syrphidae. Gene Ontology annotation, cellular component: mitochondrial membrane; mitochondrion.
CAUUUGUAAUGAGAAAUUGCACCAAUCUGCACGUGAAUCAAAAAGUGUUCUUCUUCUCUUUAAGAAAUAAUAUAAUAAAAAUUACUUGAUUGUUUUAUAAAUAGUGCGCCAUUAAUUAAUCAUACAUAAAUCUGAGAACAAACAAAUUGCUUACAACAGCCGCGUUUCGUUUAGUAACAAAAACAUCGUUAAUCAAAAAAAAGAGAAACCGUCAGCGAGCGACCGACGACGACGAGCAAAGACCGAAAACACACAAAUUUUCGUGUUUUUUUUCUCAAUUUGAUUUUCCUUAAAUUAAACAUCGAAAAAGAAAAUUAACAUCUGAAUUGUUUUAAUAGCAAAAUAAUUGUAAUAUUUUAUGCAUAUUUCCCUCGAAGACGAAGAGUAGAGAUCUAUACAAAUAUUUACACUGUGUCCCUUAAAAAUUACAUAAUCCAUCGAAAUUUCAAAGAAAAUUUGUGAAAUUUAAUUGUAAAUGUUUAAUUAAUAAAAUAUUCAGUAAUCUGUAAGAAAAUCACUUAAAAUUUCAUUAAAAUAAAAACAUAUUUUUGUGAGUUUUUGUUUCGAUUGCAAUCAAUCGGGUGGAGGAAAAACAAGAAGAUAGUGAAAGAAGAAAAAAUAUCUUGAAAUUUCUUAUGAGUUCGGCAAAUGGAAAUUAGCUAGCUAUGUAGGAUUCCUCAUCGAGUGCCUUAAGUGCAUUUUUUCUUCUCUGUUCGCCUCAUCUCUCUCUCGAGAUAAUCUCGUUGUUAAUCAAGAUACCGAACCGACUCGAUUCUCAUUCAUGCUUAUUGGAUUUAAAAUCGAGUUGAAUAUCAAAUCAUUCACUAAAAUUUAAACAAAAAUAUAUAAAUACAAGAAAAUUGUUUUUAAAAAGAAGUAUAAGAACAUCAAGACCAACCACCAUCACCGGGCCAUCGAAUUAGCAGCAGCAGCAGCUUACGACGACGACCAGACAUGACCCAAAGAGAACGCGACACUAUCAUUCACUUGGUUGCUGGCGGAACUGCUGGCACAGUUGGAGCAGUUUUAACAUGUCCCCUUGAAGUUGUUAAAACGAGACUACAAAGUUCAUCGUCUUUUGUGUCACCACCACGAUUACCAGAAGCACCAGGAUGUGCACAUCAAAGCGAAGCACUUUUAAGACCUGAACAACGCCGUAAACUAUGUACAACUAUUUUAAGGAAGCGACCGCAGCCACAGGUGAUUGGGGGUGUCCGGAGGAUAAUGGCCAUCUCACAUUGUGGCAUCUCAUCAACAGCCAAAAGUAUGAGCAUCGUGCAAUGUUUGAAACACAUAGUACAAAAUGAAGGACCUCGUGCUCUAUUCAAAGGAUUAGGUCCGAAUCUCGUUGGCGUUGCACCAUCACGCGCAAUUUACUUCUGCACUUACUCUCAAACAAAAUCUAUGUUAAAUAGCUUAGGAGCCGUUCGAAAAGAUUCACCUGUUGUCCAUAUACUGAGCGCAUCAUGUGCAGGCUUUGCAGCUUCUUCAGCAACAAAUCCAAUUUGGUUUGUUAAGACUCGACUACAAUUGGACUAUAAUUCCAAAGUUCAAAUGACAGUUAGGGAGUGCAUUGCACGAAUAUACGCACAGGGUGGAGUAAGAGGGUUUUAUAAGGGUAUAACAGCUAGUUAUGUUGGUAUCUCAGAAACAGUAGUUCAUUUUGUUAUAUAUGAAGCCAUUAAAUCGAAAUUGGUUGAAUAUCAUGGUACACACCAUCCAGGUGAUCUUAAAACAUCACGUGAUUUCUUUGAAUUUAUGUUGGCUGGCGCUACGUCAAAGACAAUUGCAUCAUGUAUCGCCUAUCCACAUGAAGUUGCGAGAACAAGACUGAGAGAAGAAGGUAAUAAGUACAAUAAAUUUUGGCAAACAUUACAUACCGUAUGGAAGGAAGAAGGUCGAGCUGGACUCUAUAGGGGCCUAGCAACACAACUAGUCCGGCAAAUACCAAAUACCGCGAUAAUGAUGGCUACUUACGAAGCCGUCGUCUAUGUACUAACUCGUCGAUUUAACAGCGGCUUUUUGGAUGCUGAGGAUCAACCGAUAAUUUGUGAUCUUGUAGAUCUAUAGGAUGCUUAUGGAUCUUACAAAAAAACUUUUUUGUGUUAUUUAAGUUAAUUUUUAAGUUUUUACAUGCAUAUAUUUAUAUCUAUUAUACAUAUAAACAUACAUAUUUACCAUAUCUUUUUGUUGCAAAAAAAGAACAACAACAAAGUCAUUUUAUUUAAUUUUGUUUUCAUUAUAAAUGUUUAUUAUAUUCAUUUUUUCUUUUUGAAAAGAAAGGUUCAAAUAAUAUUAAAUAUUAAAUAACCUUUCAUAUUUUUAAAAAACUUUGAAAUUCAUUUAAAUCAAAAAUAUGUAUAAGCACUUAAUGUAUAACCGGUGUUUUAUGUUCACCAAUCCUAUUCAUAAUAUGGUAAUUUUUUUAGUUAUAGUUCUUGAAGAACUUCUUUGUAGAAAAGGGCUUUACUAUCUAAAAAUUUAUAUCGAAUUAAGUAAAAAGUAAACGAAAUAGAAACGCAAUUAUUGUUUUGGAAUAAAAUUAAAAAAGAAAUCAUACACAAAGUUGUUUUGUUUCUCAUAUAUUAAAGUAAAAAUAAAACAACAAUAUAAAAAUAUGUUUUGAAUAAUACGAAAACGAAAAAGGCUGCUAUUCUUAUAAUAAUUAUAUAAUUAUGUACGUAUGUAACUCAAUAAAAUUAUGUUACAUUUAAAUUAGUAAAACAAAAUAAAUUAAAUUAAAACAAAAGGACAAAUUUAAUUGCGAAUAAUGUAUAUGUACUAUAUUGUUACUGUGAAGUUAUUUUUUUUGUUUUGUUUAAACUGUUUGUAAAUAGAUAGAAUCUUAAAUUUUAAUUUUAAACUCAUAUUACAUUAUAAUAAUUAUUAUUUUAUUUAGUAGUAUCAUGAAAUUAUUUUUUGUCGAGGAAAAACAAAACAAACAAAUAUUGUGUACUUUUGAAUUAUGCAUAAAUGUUCAUCUUUCAAAAAAACAAAUCGCAUUGUACUACUAACUAUUGUCAUUAAAUAUUUUAAACGAACAACUGAAAUAUAAAUAAAAACAAGUAUAAAUAUAAUAAC